GUAGCGGCGCGCCACUCGCCACUGGCCGCCCAAAUGUCUUUCGAUACUGUGCUCCACAACGAGCCACUUGACCGGCCCUCCUCCUCUCUCGAAGCACCGAUAUCGAGAACAUCCUCUCGUCGACGACGACUCCUCUUGUUCAGGUGAUCCUAUAUAUAAUCGAAUAAAAUGAGAUUCUACGUCCUGUUCUCGUUCCUGGUGCCAUUGGCGUUCACGUUUCGACUACCGUUUCAGUUUCAGAUCAACCAGUUGAACAACAACGAAACGUCAUGUUGCUCGUGCAACUCCUUCAAAGACACGUCGUACAUGGCGUCCACGUGUGGCGUGAAGACAUCUUUUAUGAGCUUGGUCGAGAAAGUUAUCGCCUCUACUUGCGAUAUCGCUAAUCCUUGCAACAGGCUUGGAAGCGAGGAGGUGCCCAACGAAUGGUUCGAUUUUAUCGUGGUUGGAGCAGGGGUGGCUGGGCCCGUAAUUGCCAGGAGAUUAAGCGAUAAUCCAUGGUGGAGGGUUCUGCUGAUCGAGGCCGGACCGGAAGAGCCCUCGAUGACUUCGAUUCCUGGACUCGCCGUUCACGCGGUCAACUCGUCGUUGGAUUGGAAAUUCAAAACGGAGCCCACCGAGCCCCAUCCCACGGCCUGUUUAGAAAACAAUGGAGUAUGUUCAUGGCCGCGCGGAAAGAUGAUGUCCGGUACGGCGGGCAUGUACGGUAUGAUGUAUAGUCGGGGACAUCCGGAAGUGUUCAACGGUUGGGCGCGUGGAGGCGCCACCGGCUGGUCGUACGACGAGGUGACGCACUAUUUCGAGCGCGCCGAGGACCCGAUCGACCAAUCGAUAUUGUCCGACAAACCGAGGACCGUACCCGUCCCCGGCCCGAUGAAGAUCCAAUUCUAUCCCAACAAACCGGCGUUCGCCGACGAGAUCCUGAAAGCUGCGUCCGAACUCGGUUACAGAACGUCGAAAUUGAAGGAGUACACGCAGACGGGUUUCAUGGUCGCACCGAUGACGACCGACAACGGUGUUCGCGGUACGGCGACGAGGAAUUAUCUGAGGCCGGUCCACGGUAGGGUCAAUCUCAGGGUGUUGAUAAACGCCCACGUGACCAAGGUGCUGAUGGAUUGGCAGGGGAGGGCCUAUGGCGUGGAAUUGGUCGACAAGGACGGGUAUAAGAGGAUCGUGAAGGCCAACAAGGAGGUGAUCCUGACGGCAGGGACGAUCGGAUCGGCCCACAUCCUGUUGAACUCCGGGAUAGGACCCAAAGACCAAUUGACGAAAUUGGGUAUGAACGUGGUCAAGGAUCUGCCCGUGGGGAAGAACCUUCACAACCACGUGUCGAUCGCCGUCCAGUUCAGUAUCAAGGACACGGCUUACGAGGCGAUGACGAUGAACAGCGUGAACGAGUAUUUGGAGACGAGGACCGGGCCCAUGACGAGCACGGGAUUGACCCAAGUCACGGCUUUCUUUGAGAGCAGUUACGCGGUCACGGGUAUUCCCGAUAUUCAAGUGUUUUUCGACGGGUUCGCGCCCAGGUGUCCGAGGACGGGGCUCGAGUUCGAGUGUUUGAACGGGGCGCUUGGUCUGUGCUCGGACAGGAGGCAGAUCACGGUCAGGCCCACCGCCCUCACUGCGGCCAGCAAAGGUUACUUGAAGCUACGCUCGAGCGACCCGUUGGCCCCGCCCUUGAUCUAUCCUAAUUAUUUCGUCGACACGAAGGACCUGAAGGUGCUUGUCGAGGGUAUCAAAAAAUCCAUAGAACUCACCAACACUCGGGCCCUCAAACAAUGGGACUUCAAACUCGAGCCUGUCGUCCAUCCUCUCUGCACCGAUUAUCAUUUUGGCAGCGACGCGUAUUGGGAGUGUUACGUGAGAGCAGCGACCGGGCCCGAGAACCACCAAUCGGGCACGUGCAAGAUGGGGGCGUACGACGAUCCAACCGCCGUCGUGGACACGGAACUUCGUGUGCGCGGUGUAUCGAAUCUCAGGGUAGCGGAUGCGUCCGUAUUUCCUCUCGUGCCGAAUGGCAAUCCUGUGGCCGCCAUCUUGAUGGUCGCGGAAAAAGCCGCAGACAUGAUCGCGCAUGCGUGGUCGAAAAUAUAAACUUCUAGAGAUUUACUAUAUGCAGAGGGCGCUACUGAUCAUACAAAUUUCGAAAUUAGACGCUAAGGAGAAUCCGACUAAUGAAUUAUAGGUACUUUCUUGUAUCUCUCUUGUAGAUCCCAUUAUUUGGAACAGUUAGUCUGAUUAGUUGUUUCGUUGUUGCAUAUGAUGUAAAUGUGAUUGUUGUGGAUUUAAAAUAUGUUAAAAAUAUCGAAGGUCUGGAAUACCAAUUUGUAAAAUCCUAAUUUCUAAAUAUGUUUAUAAAACGAGUUUAUCUUAUCUGCAGAUAAGAUUGUUCCUAGUAGCUUUUCAAAUACCAAAUUUUUGUAAAAAAGAUUUUGUAAUCGAAAUAUAUAUUCAUUCGUUUAUAACAUUCCGUUAUUUCUUCUAUUCCAAUUAUUUAAUAUACGUACAAUGCAUGAAGAAAAGACUAGAUAAGUAUUAUAGGGACAUUCUAUUUCUAAUUCUAGGAA
Messenger RNA from Apis florea (little honeybee), 2567 nucleotides. RefSeq names its product glucose dehydrogenase [FAD, quinone]. The record is from RefSeq and is a predicted model, not a curated record. NCBI's taxonomy places the organism in Eukaryota, Metazoa, Arthropoda, Insecta, Hymenoptera, Apidae. Gene Ontology annotation, molecular function: oxidoreductase activity, acting on CH-OH group of donors; flavin adenine dinucleotide binding.